GUCUUUUCUCUCCCUUUAAGUCUACAAUCUCUUUAUUCAUGAAUUCAUGGUUUUCUGUUGAAGGUGACAUUUUUAAUCAUUUUUGUUGUAUGAUUAUUAUUUAAGUGGCAUUAAAAUGUCAAGGAAUCAGCAAAUGCAUUGAAAUGGGAAUUAUUUGUCUGGAUUUAAUCAAGAAGCAAUACAUUGACUCUUUGCGAUUGACUACAACAAGAAAAGGUUAUAAAAAUGAUACGAAGUCAGUCCCAGAGUAUCUUAAAUUUGGUUAAGAGAUCUGGAACAAUCAGUUGCGAUGGUUUAAAUCGACUCUUUAAUAACUGUGACUUAAAAUGGUUUGCUUCAUUAGAAAUCAUCAAUCAAAACCAUCGACAUUUAUUGCAGCCUAAUCCUCAAAUUUAUACAACAGAUAGGCUAUUUUGUGCCAAUAAACUUACUCAAUGUUGGCAGUGUGGAAGUAAAUUUCGGGAAAGCUUACCCAUCAGCUGUACGAAUUGUCUGGCACCGCAAUUGAAUCAUCCAGAAUUAAAUUAUUUCACCAUAUUUAACCUAAAAGCAACCUAUGAUGUAGAUGUCCCAGAAAUAAGGCAGAGAUUCCUGAAUUUGCAAAAAAUCCUUCAUCCUGACAAAUAUACCAACCGUUCUCAGGAAGACCAAAACACUUCUCUGGAUCUUUCAACAUUUGUCAACAAAGCCUAUAAAGUUUUGCAAAAUCCGUAUAAAAGAGGAAUAUACCUGCUGAAAUUGAACGGAAUACAUCGAGAAGAAAGAGAAGGUAACACCGUUAUGGAUCCUGAUUUCCUCGAAGAUAUGUUAUCAAUUAACGAAGCAGUUCUAGAAUCGAGCAUAGAGGGAUUACAAAAGAUCCGGUCCGACGUGCAAAGUAAAAUUAACCAUCUUGUCAGCUCUAUAUCCAGAAGUUUUCAAACAAAUUCGUUACAAGACGUUGAAUUAUUGUUAAAUAAGUUAAAAUUUUAUGUCAACAUACUUGAUAAAAUAACCGAAAAAGAGUGAAAUUAGUCAAAAUUGGGAAGCAAGACUUCAAACGCAGUUAAAAGACAACCUUUCAAUUACUCUAAAGUAAGUAACAAACGCAUAGCCAAAAUAAAAUUUUAAUAUUUUAUUUUAUCUUCAAAUAAAUAAAUAUCAAACAAACAUCUAUCAAAAA
This is a messenger RNA of Tetranychus urticae (two-spotted spider mite), 1162 nucleotides long. RefSeq names its product iron-sulfur cluster co-chaperone protein HscB-like protein, mitochondrial (gene Hsc20). Gene Ontology annotation, cellular component: mitochondrion. Gene Ontology annotation, molecular function: ATPase activator activity; protein-folding chaperone binding. The record is from RefSeq and is a predicted model, not a curated record. Lineage: Eukaryota; Metazoa; Arthropoda; Arachnida; Trombidiformes; Tetranychidae. Gene Ontology annotation, biological process: [2Fe-2S] cluster assembly; protein complex oligomerization.